Bursaphelenchus xylophilus (pine wood nematode) is the source of this 2292-nucleotide messenger RNA. NCBI's taxonomy places the organism in Eukaryota, Metazoa, Nematoda, Chromadorea, Rhabditida, Aphelenchoididae. The record is from the annotation of a GenBank genome assembly.
AUGGAGAACUUCAACGAUGUUAUUUGUAUUCGAUACCCACAUCUGUUCAAGCCAACGCAGACGGUAAUUACGAGUUUUUUUCAGGUGCUGAAUAUCUUUACUACUCGCGACACGAAGUCCGUAGGUGAAUUUGCGUAGUGCGUUUUCCUUUCGUGCCACUACGACUUUUCGUUUUUGCACUGGCAACAUGCUAUUUUUCGGACGUAUCCCGCAACGUCGCCAGACAAAAUCUGGGGACCUUUAGAGCGCCACUAGUAGCCGGGCAGGACCGAGAAAAAUAAAAACGGACUGGACAGGGCACGUCAAGAAAUUUCGGGCAUUGCAAAGGUUCUCACAGCGAAAAAAAAUCAUAAAACCUGUCAUCCAAAUUGCACAUAACAACAAUUUUUAACCUAAUUUUUUUUAUGGGAACUCUAGGGAGUACUACAAGUAGUGUACAACUGUUUUUUAUACCGCUGGUACAUUCUAAAUGGGUGUCAUCGUGACGCAUUUUCUGAACAUGGUUCGAGCUAGGCUAAAAAUAGUGCAAAUUUCAAGGCCGAAUAUCAAAAAAACUGUCCCAUCAAGCGGGACGAGACCGGUGUAGAUACUCGAAGGACAGUUUAAGGAUUUUUUUGACGUGGAGCGUAUACCUCCUUCCAGUGCUCUCUGACUCGGUAUCGUCGAUACAAACUUUUAUUUAGACGUUGUAUUCUACGCCUUCGAAGACUGUCAAAAUACUACGAUUAUGGGUAUAUUUUGGUUCUAUUAGCUUAAGCAGCUCUCAAGCUUUCUAUUGGUAUCAAUAUCUUGUGAUUUACUAUUAAUCUUUAUGUCAAAAUAUUGCAAACCAUUUGGACAAAAACGGAUUUGCACAGGGCAGAAUGCCAAAAAAAAUUCUAGGCUUUUUCAUUGGGCGCCCGUUUUUCUUUUAUUUUUUCUUGACGUGCAGGGUAGACUUCAGUUUCCGAGAAUUUGCAAUGCGCGUUUUCAUAGAUUUGUCGCCGCAAACUAUCAUAAGUUUUUGCCUUAUUGUUAGCGACUUGCAAUUCCCAAUUUUGGCAGGCGACAAUAAAAUUGUCAGGACUUUAUAGUAUCAGUGUGCCGGGAAAAUAAUGAACGCACUGUCGUUGUGCCGACUCUAUAACGAAAUUUAUUCUUGUUUUUAUAAGCAAUGAUAAUAAACAAGCAUUUCCUUCCAGGCCAUAGCAGUACUCCUUUUGAUCGCCAUUGGAUCGUCGACCCCAGUGGAUGGAAGUGGAGUUCUUUGGUUUGUUGCCUUGUCAUGCUUGUUGAUCAGUACCACUGCCACCGUUCUCUUUAUGUUGGACCAAACGGACACAGUCAUGCAAUCUCUGAGUGGAGGUCUUGUUGGGUUUUCUGUUGUUGUAAGUGAUUAUCAAUUAUUGCUUUGGUCUUUAGUCGGCUUGGACAUCGUUGCAUGCGAGGACGCAAAAUUAAGAGCACAAUAACUUUUUAUUACUAUCAAUCCGUCUAGAAAAAUAAUGAGUAUUCUUCUCGGAUCGAAAAUAGCAUCACGGCCAUGAAAACGAAUUGUGUCGCGGCAAAAUCGAAUUGCUUUUCACUUCAGCAACACCGACCUUUUUUUGGUCGAAAGUUGGCAAAAAUAUGAAACGUUUUUUGAGAAUUUUGCAAUGCGACGUUGUGCUCAUUAUUUUCCUGGAUUCAAGGAGAGAAACUUUUGACCACACGGUGUAAUGCACUGUAUUUGCUCAUUCGGUAAAAAUGCAAUUCGAAAUGACAUAACCCUGCGAAGCGCAAGUCCAAAAUUUCGGGGAUUGCUUUGAGGCCUGAGUGCACGUGCAAUGUAUCUACUGCUCGCGUUCAGAAUACGAGUUGAUAGUACGUUAAUAUAUAAACAGGCGAUUCAUCCUCUACGUUUUUUUAAAAGUGCGUAGAAUUUUUUUCGGCACACAGCGCAUUUUGUUACAUUUUGCACGGCUUUUCGAGCAACUUUCACUGUACAUUUCCACCCAUCGAGCGAGUUGCUUAUUGCUCACGAUCUUGCAGGAAUUUGUCUACUCAGCCGUCCUCACCGCUCUUUGCGGCGUCAGCGUGUGGCUCAGUUUCGGGUACUCGAGUCACGUCCCGGAAGGCGGACAUUCAACUGGCUACAUCUUCUGCGGCUUCUUUAUGGUGUUGGAAGCUGCCGCGUAUGCGAUUCCGGCCUCCAUGAUCUACGAGAAGGUGCAGUGGGAGCAGCAGGGCGUUGACCAACUCAACACCGUUCAUUACCGUGAACCCAGCAACGAGACGGGAUAUCAGACUCAGACCACUCAAAACAUUGUGUAA